AUGGCUCGCCGCGACAGCAAGAGCUGGCGACGGUCGCGCACGCUGUCGACGGCCUUCCUCGACGACGCUCUCCGCGACAACAAGACACCGAUUGCGAGACUCCGCCUGCGCCCGUCGUUCGCCCUGCCAGCGACCGCUCUCGCACUCUGCAUCGUCUUCCUCCUCGUCGGCCGCUCGAACCACCCGCCCGACCCGGCACUCUCGAGAUCCAGUCUUGCGGGACUCGCAGAGCUGGGCGAGCAUCCCAACUUUGACUUUGAUGCGCAUCUGGAACCGGUGAAGCAUAGGGCGGAACUCGAGGAGGAGGAAGAGGUGCAAGUCGCGGAAGAGGGAGGGGAGGAGGCUUUGGCGGACGCCGAAGGGGUGGAGAAUGACGAUGUGGACGACGUCGAGACGGCGACGGACCUCGAAGACGAGAGAGAGUCGGUUGGCUCCGCCCGAACGCAGUCCAACUCGCUCGUCAAGCCGUUCCUCCCUCUCACCUGCGAACCCUGCUCCCCCACCCUCGUCACCUCCGCCUCUUCAUCCUCGAUAUGCGCCAAGUAUCGACCGCCACCUUCUGCCGCUUCCUCCCCUCUCCACCCCGACAUCCUCGACCACUCGAUUCUCUUCGCCGGGACAGGGACAGAAGUCCGACGAGUCUUGAAGCGCGCAAUGCGGAGUGCGCUCUAUGGAUUGAAGCGGCACAAGGAGGGUUCCGAGGGCGAGGUGCAGAAGUUUGAGGGGGAGGAACCGUUUCGGAUCCUAGUUCUCGGCGGAUCAGUCUCGAACUGCCGAGGCGUCGACCAGAAGACCGAGUGCUGGCACGCUCAUGUCUUGCGGUGGUUCCAGCGGACGUUCCCGAUGGAGGGCGACCGCGACCUUGUACCCAGCUCGCCUUCUCGGCUCUUUCCCCCUUCCUCUCGUCCUCGACUACAUGAGCGCGACGCAGCGGAGGAUGGCGACUCGAAGGCAGCUUUUCACCGACUUCGUCUCGCCAAGCGGGCUGCGAAGCGCAAGUCGAGCAAGAAGAAGCCCGGCCGCGCAAAGAGCAGCCACGCCGGUUCUCGACGCCGCCCCUCGACGCAGCUGAUCAACGGCUCGAAAAGCGCGACCGGGUCCGCCUUCUUCGCCUACUGCUUCGAGGAAGAGAUGACCCUCCGGCGGAAGAACCUCGACUGGGGCAAGGGGCCGGACCUCGUUAUUGUCGAGAGCGGGGUGAACGAUGUCUGGCCUGGAGGCGAACAGGCGACACGCGAUUUCGAGAAGUUGCUCAGGACGCUCAGGUCUUUGCCGAGUCAGCCGGCGAUUAUCGCGCUCGAGGCGGCGAGCUUGUUACUCGCUUCGACGACGGCGGCGACGGCGAACGCAGAGUACGACCAUCUCCCCGCCGCGCACUUCUACGACAUCCCCGUCCUCUCCGUCAAGCACGCGCUCUUCGGUCCCGUACACGGCCUCUCGUCCGGCUCUACGUCUGGCACAGCGUUGAAAAAGAUCGACGACCUCUUCCUCCCCGAUCUGCACCACCCAAACGAUCGAGGUCAUGAACUCCUCGCCGAUGUCCUCCUCGCCUACCUCGAAGAGCAGGCCUGUCUCGCCCAGCAGGAAGUCAUGGCCGCCGCCACGUCCCGCCUGAACGCUCAUCAAAGCGGUCUGCGACUCAUAGGUGGUCGAAGGGACGGCGACGUGGAUCCGCUACUCGACUAUCCUCCUCGGAAGGACGAGUUGGUCCGUCCUCUCCCCGCACGAAGCCUCUUUACGCCUUUCUCGUUCGACAAGAAGGGCCAUACGGUCGACGAGGGCAUGUGGGAGUUGCCGAAGCCUACGUGCAUCCAGGUCGGGAACGCGAAGUCGCUUGUCGAGCCGGUCAAGAACAAGGGAUGGUCGAAGCUCGCCUGGGCGCGCGACAAGCAGUACCUAGCGGCGAGCAAGCCCGGCUCGAGCGUGACUUUUCGCGUUCAAGUCGGUGCGGGCGGGACUAUCCUCGCGGACUGGCUGCACUCGCGCUUCUACGACCUCGGGGACGUUCUCGUUUACCUCGACGGCGACCGUUCUCGCGGCAAGCAGCUCGCCGGCUGGUGGGAUCUCGGCUGGAGCAUCGGCGUCCCGACGGAGGUCUUCAAGGACGUCUCGCCAGGCGACCACGACGUGACGUUCGAGUUGCUGCCGGCCAGCAAGUCGUCUCAUCCUUCGAGCAAGAACGUCAACUUCCGCCUCAUCGGCCUCAUCUCGACCUGA
Molecule: messenger RNA, 2217 nt
Organism: Rhodotorula toruloides NP11
Lineage: Eukaryota; Fungi; Basidiomycota; Microbotryomycetes; Sporidiobolales; Sporidiobolaceae
Product: putative CAP64 protein
Exons: 5
Coding region: 1-2217 (738 amino acids)
Source: RefSeq, a predicted model, not a curated record